AUGGACCUGCUGGAGCUCUCUCGCUGCCGGGAUUCUCUUUCCCUCGAUCAUCCCUAUGUCAAGAGAUAUGAUUCAUCUCUUGAACUGGGUGAUGUUUUCUACAUAUGCUCGGAACCGAUAAAAAAGCCUGAUGGCUCGGUUUGCUCUUCAGAUGACGUCUGGAUUGAUGUUGAUUCUGAUGUCCACCGACGCCCCUGUUAUGUCGCCCCUCAGAGAUCCUUGGAACAUCUCCUAUUGGGGCCUUCCUGGAUGAAUUCUGCUGAAUCCCUUAAAAAAAAAUUGACUGCUCGCCUGGCCAAAAUUUACUUGGAAGAUAUUGUUCACUGCAGUAAGUGUAUUGAGCUCUGUCUCAGCAUACAUAGCAGUCUUUUACAAACACUGUCCGGCCCCUUACUGUCCAUUUACACAGAAGGUUUGUCUGAACUAUGGCAUCGACACAAGCUGAAUGGAUUCGUUGGGCGCCUUAAUUCACUAACCUGUGAUCGCGGAACUAUUUCUAGGUUUCCUUAUAAGAAGUUCAUUCACCGAGUAACAAAUCAUUCGGAUGAUGGAACCAUUUUAUCCCUCCAGAGCGGAACUUCUCCACUACAACGGCAUACAUUGGGAAGUCACGCACGUACAAUUGGUGCCCCAGCCCUUGGACUUGGAUCACUAUACUCACCGUUUUAUUUGUUUGGUGGGCCUUCCUCGAGCAACUCGAACCUAGCAGGUGUUACUGGAGCUGGCUCUAGAUCUAGACUCUCUGGUUCAUCCGAUUUUUUUUCAUCGCUUUCCAAUUUUCCUUGUGGGCCCCCACCAACUCUCGUUUUGGUAUCAUAUCCUAAUGCCACAGGAGUC
Messenger RNA from Protopolystoma xenopodis, 837 nucleotides. NCBI's taxonomy places the organism in Eukaryota, Metazoa, Platyhelminthes, Monogenea, Polystomatidea, Polystomatidae. The record is from the annotation of a GenBank genome assembly.